AUGGCUCUGCUCCUGGUCCUGUUCCUGCUGUCCCUGUGCUGCUUUGCACAUGGCAGAGGGGACACCUGUGGAGAGCUCUGUGGGCUCCGGCCCAUGGCGUCUAGGUAUGGGUCCUCCCGCAUCGUGGGUGGCAGAGACACCCAGCCAGGGGCCUGGCCCUGGACUGUCAGCAUCCAGAACCCCUGGAAAAUAGGAACGGGACAUGUCUGUGGAGGGUCCCUCAUCAGCCCACGGUGGGUUCUCUCAGCAGCCCACUGCUUCAUCAAGGCCAGACACGUCACCUUCUGGCGUGUGGUGAUCGGGGCCACCCGGCUGAGCCAGCUGGGCCCUGAGACCCAAGUGCGCAGCAUCCGGCACCUCCUGGUUCACGAGCGCUACGACAGCAGCUCCGAGGCCAACGACAUAGCUCUGCUGGAGCUGGACCAGCCCGUCCAGUGCAGCCCCUACAUCCAGACUGCCUGUGUGCCCAACGCCUCACUCAGGGUCUCAGAGCUGACAGCCUGCUACGUCAGUGGCUGGGGUGCCACUGCUGCAAGAUCUAGAGGCAGUGAUGUCCUUCAGGAGGCCAGGGUCCGUCUCAUUGAUGUCAGCCUCUGUAACAGCAGCUGGUUGUACAGAGGGGCCAUCCAUCCCCACAACCUGUGUGCUGGAUAUCUGCAGGGGGGCAUCGACACCUGCAAGGGUGACAGUGGUGGCCCUCUGGUCUGCAAAGGCAGCAGUGCUGACUGCUUCUGGCUGGUGGGGCUGACGAGCUGGGGGGAAGGCUGUGCCAGACCCAGGCGUCCCGGAGUCUACACCUCCACUCAAGACUUUUAUGACUGGAUCCUGGUACAGAUGAGGCUGGACCCAGCAACAAAGUCACGAAAUCUGCUGGAUCUUGCCAAUCCUUUGUCUGUGAUGUGA
Messenger RNA from Calypte anna (Anna's hummingbird), 903 nucleotides. Its product is annotated as acrosin. The record is from RefSeq and is a predicted model, not a curated record. The coding region runs from base 1 to 903 and encodes 300 amino acids. Gene Ontology annotation, biological process: acrosome reaction; proteolysis. The transcript has 6 exons. NCBI's taxonomy places the organism in Eukaryota, Metazoa, Chordata, Aves, Apodiformes, Trochilidae. Gene Ontology annotation, molecular function: serine-type endopeptidase activity.